This is a messenger RNA of Pseudomassariella vexata, 1311 nucleotides long. RefSeq names its product retrograde regulation protein 2. Gene Ontology annotation, cellular component: membrane. Bases 1 to 1311 code for a protein of 436 amino acids. The record is from RefSeq and is a predicted model, not a curated record. Gene Ontology annotation, biological process: transmembrane transport. Gene Ontology annotation, molecular function: transmembrane transporter activity. The transcript has 6 exons. Lineage: Eukaryota; Fungi; Ascomycota; Sordariomycetes; Amphisphaeriales; Pseudomassariaceae.
AUGGAACCGAGUCCGGGGGGAAGGGAGCGUGAGAUCUCAGUAUAUGUGUAUAUUUUUCGCGUCAUUGACUCUGCGAAUUACUCAAACGCAGCCAUCAUCAACUUCGAGCACGGUACCGGGAUCAAAAAGCAACUCGGCUUUGACGCAGCGCAGUGGUCGUGGACGCUUUCCAUCUUUUCGUAUAGUUACCUACUCUUCGAGCCCAGCAACACAGUGCUGCUCAAGGUUUUCAAGCCGUCAGUAUGGAUGUUUAUUCUCAUCCUAUUCUGGGGCAUCUCGGCUUGUUCAUCGGCUGCUGCUAUGGACUUCAAGGGAAUCAUGUGCGUCCGUUUCGCUAUUGGCAUGGCGGAGGCUGGAUUCUUCCCGGCGGUACUGUAUCACAUGGCUUUCUGGUAUAAGCCAGGCGAGAUGCCUAAGCGGAUUGCGUUUUUCUACUCUGUGGGGCAGCUUUCCAGUGCGUUGAGUGGGCUGCUGGCUUAUGCUAUUGGUUUCAUGGAUGGAUUGGGAGGCCUUCCCGGCUGGAGGUGGCUCUUCUUGCUCGAAGGACUACCCGCCAUCUUGCUGUCUUUCGUCGCACUCUUUCUCCCAGAUUACCCCGAGACAGCCAAGAUGCUCACGGAAAAGGAACGAGCUUUUCUGAGAAACUGUCUAGCCAAAACCGCACCCACGGGUAAAAGGGGCCAUUGGGAUUUUGCUUCUCUGAAAGCCUUGUUCAAGGAUCCGACCUUCUACACUUUCUCAACUUAUUGGAUAUGUCAUGGCAUCGGUGGAUUCGGCGUCGGUUAUGCUCUGCCGACGGUCAUUUACGAGCUGGGCUUCACUACAACCUCCAAGUCCCAACUGAUGAACAUCCCACCUUACGUUACGGCGUUCUUAUUCCUGAACACGGUCGGGUUCUUCCUACACAAGAAGAUCAUUUGCCCCUGGACUACAGCAGUCGCAAUUGAAUCUACAAUCAUAAUAUGCUACAUCAUACUCGUCACCGUUUCAAAUGCAGUGGUCCGAUAUGUCUGCCUUAUCGUGGCCGUAGCGUGCGCCGGAUCUGCCUAUCCAGUUAUCUGGCCAGAACGCAUUCGUGCCAUCGACGGCACAGUGGCUGCUGGGAUAGGUAUCGGCUUCACAAACGCCAUGGCACAAUUUGGAGGUAUUGCCGGUCCUCAUGUGUACAGUACGGUCUUUGGUCCGAGAUAUCGGACGUCGUACGUAAUAUGUCUGAGCUUCCUCAUCGUUGGUAUUACGGCUAUAUCGACAUCGUGGUUUCUGGUAGCAUGCAAGGAUCGUAGAAAAGCGGCUUUGUUGGCCUCUCACUAA